AUGGAUUAUAUACACUCCCUCCUCUCUUGUCCAGUCUUGGGGAUCAGCUGCGGCGCCAUUCUCAUCUUCCUUGGAAUUGUCGUCCACGAUGUGUACUUGUGGACGUGCCUUCCUCCUGGUCCUUGCCCCAUUCCACUGGUUGGCAACAAGCUUCAAAUCCCGUCGAAGCACCCCUGGAUCAAGUUCCAGGAGUGGUCGAGGAUAUAUGGCCCAAUAUAUACUAUAUGGCUAGGUCGCCGGCCAACAGUGGUCAUAUCUGACCCGUCAAUUGCCUCGGAGCUGCUCGAAAAACGGUCUAAAAAAUACAGCACCCGCCCACGGUUUGUCACCAUGGGUGAGAUAUACUGGGAUAUGGCCAGCAUUCUUGUUCAACCUUAUGGCAAAGAAUGGCUCAUUCGCCGCCGGCUCUUGCAUUCUGCCCUGACGCCUCGGGCCCUAGAACACUACAAAGUACUGCAGCAGGCCGAGUCAAGUCGGCUAUGCUAUCAGCUACUAGAAGGUGCAGCCGAAUGGGAAUCGCUAUUUGACCGGCUCGCGUCGUCGAUCGUGUUCGCCGUCUCGUAUGGUCACCGUGUCGAUAGCGCUAAGUCACCCGUGAUCAGACAGCGACUUGAAUUCAUGCAAUAUGCGUCCAGUUUAAAUGUUCCAGGAGCAUACCUGGUGGAAUCCUUUCCCAUGCUGAAGUAUCUACCCGAUUGGAUUGCCCCAUGGAAGGCGGAAAUUAAACGCCGUGGUUGUCUUGAGGCUGAGGCCAAUAUGGCACUUGUUCGUGUGGUGCGACAGGAUAUAGAGUCCGCGAAGCAGUCCCCGGGAGCAGAGCCUCUUUUUAAUAGUUUGACCAAGCAGCUCCUCGAGACCAGAGACUCAGAUCCCACGGUAUUUCCGUUGACUGAGCGGGAUUUUAGCUACAUUCCUGCUUCACUUUUCGGUGCUGGAUCCGACACCACAUCUUCCACUUUAUGCUCAGCCAUGCUGGCGAUCAUCACCAACCAAGCAGUGUUGGAGAUGGCACAGGCUGAGUUAGACUCUGUGGUGGGCCCUGGUCGAUUCCCUACAUUCGAGGAUAUACCCAAGCUACCGUAUCUACGCGCACUUUGCAAAGAGGUUCUGCGCUGGCGCCCUGUAGCUAUAUUGGGUGGAACACCGCAUGCUUGUUCUGAAGAUGAUUAUUAUCGCGGGUACUACAUUCCUCAAGGAACGAUCAUGUUGGGAAAUUCGUGGGCAAUUAAUAUGAAUCCUACGUAUUAUCCUAACCCGGAUCAGUUCAACCCUUUACGGUUUUUAGACAUCGACCCGCAUCUGCUACCUUAUCUUCCGAAAGAAUACAUAUCAUCGGUUAAACAAGAAAAGGGAUCUGCGCAUCCAAGCAAAAUCGGUCAUAGUUCAUUCGGCUGGGGUCGUCGUAUUUGCCCAGGCGCAGAUCUUGCGACCAAUACUCUACUCAUCACGCUCAGUCGGCUACUGUGGUGCUUCGAUAUUCGGCCCAUCCCUGGGCACGUCUAUGACACGCUAGAUUACACGAAUGGCUUCAACGUCAGACCGCGGGAUCUGCAGCUGGGCCUGCAAAUUCGAUCCGAUCAGCAUCGUCACGUCUUGCAAAGGGAAUACGAAGUUGCGACCGCGUUUCUUAAAAUGCUUUCGCCCUUUGACGAAAGUAUGUUGCAAGGCACCGGUCGACAGGUUUAA
This is a messenger RNA of Aspergillus nomiae NRRL 13137, 1686 nucleotides long. Its product is annotated as cytochrome P450. NCBI's taxonomy places the organism in Eukaryota, Fungi, Ascomycota, Eurotiomycetes, Eurotiales, Aspergillaceae. The record is from RefSeq and is a predicted model, not a curated record. The coding region runs from base 1 to 1686 and encodes 561 amino acids. Gene Ontology annotation, molecular function: iron ion binding; oxidoreductase activity, acting on paired donors, with incorporation or reduction of molecular oxygen; monooxygenase activity. The transcript has a single exon.